UUUGUCAACAAAAAGCGAGUGCGAGUCAAGGUCUUCGCGAUUACCUACUCGAAUAUUUAGAUAAAAUAUUCCAUUGCUGAAUCGUGAUCGGUCAGAGAAUCAUGGAAACUCGCUUAAAAUAAUAUAAUUUUAUAGGAGCAAAUUAGUACUACUACUAACUCCUCAAUAGUUGACUCAUUCAAAUACCUAAUUGAUUUAUUUGAGUACCCCUUCGCCCAAAUUACAAUAGUACUUAAAUUAAUGGGCUUCAUUACUCGUUAACCACUUCGCGAAUUCUUAUUAGUACCCAUAAGUAUGCGCAGUUCUUCAUAAGACUACAGAAGUUUCAAACUUUUAUUACCUAUAUUUUAAGUGUUAGUUUAUUCGCAGUAGAUCUAAACAUGUCUAUCAUAAGUAAAUGCUUGUUUACUAAGGGGUUAACUAGUGUUAUUGGUGCGCAGAAUAUUCGAUCACUCAGCAAUGCAGCCAAAUACGACGUAGUAGUCAUCGGCGGGGGCAUAGUCGGCGCCGCCUCGGCCCGUGAGCUGCUCAUACGCUACCCCGACCUGAAGAUAGCCCUCCUGGAGAAGGAACACCGCUUCGCUCACCACCAGAGCGGGAACAACAGCGGAGUCAUUCACGCCGGCAUCUACUACAAACCUGGCUCGUUGAAGGCGAAGCUUUGCGUUGAAGGGCACAGCUUAGCUUACGAGUAUUGCGACAAAAAGAAAGUGCCAUAUUUAAAAUGCGGGAAAUUAAUUGUAGCGACGGAGCGAGCUGAAAUACCUAGGCUAUUAGAACUGUAUGAUAGAGGACAGAAAAAUGGAGUCAAAGAUAUGGAACUCAUGGACAGGAAACAGAUGAAAGAAAUCGAACCAAACUGCGACGGUUUACAAGGCAUCUGGUCUCCGCAUACAGGCAUUGUCAGCUGGGGGGAAGUCACGAGAUCUUUCGUAGAAGAUUUCGAAGAGCGGGGUGGACAGAAAUAUUUAAAUUUCGAAGUUAGGAAGUUCGCUGAAGCCGAGGAUAGCGACUAUCCUGUGAUAAUUUCCGAUGAAAAAGGGCAAGAAGUGCGAGCGUCUCAUGUGUUAACAUGCUGUGGCUUACAUUCAGACACAAUCGCAGUAUUAACAGGCUGUCCGGAGGAGCCUAAAGUAGUCCCUUUCAGAGGCGAAUACUUGUAUAUAGUUAGAGAAAAGAGCGAUUUAGUGAAAGCGAAUAUUUACCCGGUUCCGGACCCGAGGUUCCCGUUCUUGGGAGUGCAUCUGACCCCGCGGAUAGAUGGAAGGAUCAUUGUUGGUCCUAAUGCGAUUCUGGCGUUUGCAAAAGAAGGAUACAAAUGGAGCGACAUAAACAUGAAAGAACUAAGAGAAAUCUUACGCUUCCAAGGCUUCCGCCAAGUAGCUACCAAAUACGCGUGCUUCGGAAUGAAAGAGAUGGCACGAUCGUGGCUGAUGCCUCUCCAAGUAGCGCAGCUGAGGAAAUUCGUGCUGUCUCUGUCUACCGCCGAUGUUGAGAGGGGGCCGUCGGGCGUUAGAGCGCAGGCUAUGGGGAAAGACGGUACAUUAAUAGAGGACUUCGUGUUCGACUCGCAGCCGGGCUCGGGCGGGGGCGCGGCGGGGACGCGCGUGCUGCACGUGCGCAACGCGCCCUCGCCCGGCGCCACGUCGUCGCUCGCCAUCGCAAGGAUGAUCGCCGACAAAAUGACCGACCAGUUCAAAUUAUCCAACAGAACCGCCUCGAAAGGCGGCUUAGGGAAAACGGCCACCACCUUGUGACCUAAAACGUUUCAAACGUAAAAUGGCGCCCUAAAUUUAAAGUUAAAAUUGGUACGCGAGAUAAAAAUUCGAAUUAAAAACUUAGCGAUGACGUUUCGAAUAGAACGGGGUCUCCGUGCUGCCCCCUAUAAUUUUUGAACGCUCCUCGUCACGUUGGGACCUCCUGACGUACGGCU
This is a messenger RNA of Cydia splendana, 1933 nucleotides long. It is a transcript of the gene L2HGDH, whose product is annotated as L-2-hydroxyglutarate dehydrogenase, mitochondrial. Bases 381 to 1757 code for a protein of 458 amino acids. Lineage: Eukaryota; Metazoa; Arthropoda; Insecta; Lepidoptera; Tortricidae. The record is from RefSeq and is a predicted model, not a curated record. The transcript has 5 exons. Gene Ontology annotation, molecular function: (S)-2-hydroxyglutarate dehydrogenase activity.